AAGCGCGCGCCUCCUACCGUUACGUCACGUCACGCGACGCUGCCGAGAAGCCGAGCGAGAAAAGGAAAACAAAACAAAAACAUCAACAACAACUCAACUAUUACAUUUUAAAAGGAAGCACCUGCAGCCCGCGGACAUGUCCGGCGCUUUGCUAACCCUCCUCAUGGAUGACAUGGAGUCGAAAAGGCCAUGAAUUCCUGUGAGGAUGGAGGAAAUUCAAAUGAAGCAAUGCUUGAGAAAGAGCAUCAGCACAUUCAGGAUGUUAAAAAGGAGAAAGAAGAUUUUGCUGUUUGUGAACGAACUCAACCACAUGAAGGAGGGUCUCCUGAAGUGUCAGAGGCCAAUAAAAGGUCGUCCGCUGAGACACAUCAGUCCACCAGUAAAAAGAGAGCCAGAGUCUGCUCUGAGGUGAGGAAGUGUCUGACAGAUGAGAGCCACAGGCAUGAGCCUCUUUGCCUCACCAUGGCUGGAGAAAAGGCCCACUGUAUCCAGGAGAGAUCAAGGCUUUCCUACAGAAAGCCUCUUUUCAGCAUCUCUCACAGGAUUUCAGACAAGAGAAACCCACCAAGUCUGGAUCAGCAGGCUAACCACGGCGGCUUGAGUCAGCUCAGCUUCAGCAGCAUCCUUUCACAGAAGCUCCAAAGUCCAGAAAUAAACGGCCCAGGUGACAUCCUCACCGCCACAGAGUCCUUGGGUCAGACGUCAGCAACAGAGUCAAACCUUUACCCACUGAUUGAGAAAAUGUUUUUCAUCCUCAAUACCCUGAACUCCAGCAUGACUCAGCUGCACAGUAAAGUGGACUUGCUAACGCUGGAAGUCAUGCGUAUAAAGAAGCAGAUCAAGCCUGCUGAGAGGAUGGCAGACUUCCAGCCUCCUCCUGAAUAUCUCCUAACGAAUGAUGAACUCAAUCAGCUGAUGGAGCACACCUCCAGCGCCGGAGAGCUCAGCUGCCAGCUGCUUGUCCACCUUUUCCCAGAACUGUUCAAAGCCAAGGAGUGCCCCCAUGACUGCAUGGCAAGCAAGAGAACGCUGGAAUCUCUGCACCUGCAGCUGAUCCGGAACUACGUGGAGGUUUGUUAUCCCUCGGUGAAAAACAACAGUGUCUGGCAGGAGGAGUGCCUCCUUCAGAUCAAUGACUUUUUUAAUCGCUUCUGGGCACAGAGGGACAUGGAAAGCGCUCGGCUCAUCAAGAAGCAGGCGGUCACUGGUGAUGAGAUGAAAGUGGAGUUUCCUCAGACAUAUCGCUUCAUUAAUGAACAGGGUCAGGAGGAGGAUGUAUCCCUGGAUAAUCAGCAAGGUAGCCUGCCAGUGUCCGAUGAUGGGUUAAAUACUCAAGCUGCAGAAGAGCAGGACGACUUCUCCUCGCCGGAAGAUUUUGUGAUUUUCCUCAUGCAUCGUCUCUUCCCAGAGCUUUUUGAAGAGGGAAAAAUUCCCGAAGUCUCCAGCAGUUACAGUAAUGUGGGCCAGCUCAUUCUGGACUCCGACAAGAUGGAGAUCCUGAGGAAGUACAUGGAAGCAAAUUUUCCUGACAUCCCUGAGGACAGCUGGCUUCAGUUGUGCAUCCAGCAUAUGGAGGACACACUGGAAGGGCCACACAGCAAUGGGAAUGGGAGUGAAUCUGACAACAUCAACUACGAUGGCUAUGACCUGGCCGGCUUUCAGGAAGACCUUCCUGUCAUCGGGGCUCCAGAAGCCGGUGAAUUUGAUAGACCUUAUCGCAAGUCCAAGAAGUCGCUGCUCGCAACCGUGGAUUUUGAAAAUCUGAAGAUUCCUCCACCUGACUUCAGCAUUCCCCAGGAGUACAUCUUAUCUAGAGAGCAGCUGAAAAGCAACUAUGAAUGUAGCUUGUCCAUUGGCAACUUUGCCUCACGCCUGCUGGUGCUCAUGUUUCCCGAGCUCUUCACCCAUGAGAAUACUAGAAAGCAGUACAACUGCAGUGGUUCUCUUGGGAAAAAGCAGCUCGAUCCUGUGCGUGUGAAUCUGAUCCGACAUUAUGUGCAGCUGGUCUACCCUCGAGCCAGGAACGACAGAGUGUGGAUGCUUGAAUUUGUGGGCAAAUUGGAUGAGAGGUGCAGGAGGCGGGACACGGAGCAGAGAAGAUCUUACCUGCAACAGCGCAAAGUUGGUGGCCAAGAGCUAGAGCAGGAAUUUCUCUGCCACAUCAACCACAUCACUCCAGACACUAGAGAGGAUUCAGACAUUCCCUCUUUACCUCCCGAGAAAAGCAGCAAAGACUUCUGUAAGAUCCCCCUCGACAAACUGACCAUUUCCCAACCGGACUUCCCCGUACCUUCCGCCUACCUAUUAUCGGACUCUGAGGUGCGGGAGGUCGUCCAGCAGAGCCUUUCUGUUGGGAACUUUGCCGCACGGUUGCUGGUGCGGCUCUUCCCGGAGCUGUUCACUCCGGAGAACCUACGACUCCAGUACAACCACUCGGGCGCCUGCAACAAGAAGCAGCUGGACCCGGUCCGGUUGAGGUUGAUCCGUCAUUACGUGGAAGCGGUGUACCCCGUGGAGAAGAUGGAGGAGGUGUGGCACUAUGAAUGUGUGCCAAGCAUUGACGAACGCUGCCGGCGGCCGAACCGCAAGAAGUGUGACAUUCUUAAAAAGGCCAAGAGGUCAAACACUGUGUCAUAGUUACAGUACUUUACAGUUAGUCAACACGCAUAUAAGCUGAAACAACAUUCUUAAGCUCAUGUUUUAUCUUUUGCCUCCAGCAGCAGAUGUUUCAGACUUUAUUUUCUAAUGUAUUAAAAAUGUUAAACUGUUCUUGUUUAUACGUCAGAGCUGUCAUAGCUUGUCUAACACAUUUCUUUCAUAAAUCUAGCCUUAAAACCACAUUAUAACCACAAUAGUAGCUACAAUUAAGAGUCACAAUUUCUCUAUUAGCAGUAAUUACUGAUGUAGCAUCGUGCCACCAGAGUUUUAAUAAUAAAGUACUUACAGAUGGGCCUAUGAGUAUUUGCACAAGAACAUUUUUAAGAAUUUCUUUCUGUACAUCACAAAAAUGGGUUUAAAAUUAAGUAACUGGGUGAGAUUCAAGGGAUUUACAAAUGAAUAACAUAAAAUUGAAUUGUGCUAAUUCAUAAACCAGAUUGUUCAUUA
Molecule: messenger RNA, 3105 nt
Organism: Xiphophorus maculatus (southern platyfish)
Lineage: Eukaryota; Metazoa; Chordata; Actinopteri; Cyprinodontiformes; Poeciliidae
Gene: bend3
Product: BEN domain containing 3
Exons: 4
Coding region: 190-2637 (815 amino acids)
Biological process (GO): rDNA heterochromatin formation
Cellular component (GO): heterochromatin
Molecular function (GO): DNA binding
Source: RefSeq, a predicted model, not a curated record